UUUUUGUUGCUUUUUUCAACUUUUUGUUGUUUUUUCUUUGAGGGCUAAAUUACUUUUUUUGCUAACUUUUUAUGUUGACCAAGCUGUAAUUGAGAAGAUUAUAUGAGACAUGCAAUAAUGCAAUAAAAGAUGCUUGACUUUUACGAUGAAAUAAUAGCAUGUGAAUAACAUGUCUGGCCCUAGAUGUGAUUCUUUUUUUCCAGCAUGGCCCUUCGUGGAAUUGAGUUUGACACUCCUGCUCUAGGGUUUUUCUUUUCUGAAUAAAACAAAUGCUAAACUCUGUAAUUUGAAUUUAAUGAAAAACACAUGAGGUGCUCAAACUGGGGCUACAGCAUCUUAUAAGCAGCAAAAUACAAAAUACCAGCCCUUCUAUAAAAUUCUUCAUCCACUGAUGUUAGGCCAGAGAGAGAAUCAGAGAUUUAAAGGGAGGAGGCUGGUUUGGGGAGGGGCUGAGAGAGGGAGAAAGAGUAGAAGAGGCGGACACUCAGCGGCAGCAGGUUUGUAAGAGCAGCAGAACGGAGGAGGAGGAGGAGGAAGAAGGAAGGAAGGAGGAGGAAUCGGAGCGAGAGAAACAGUGUGGCUGCAGUCAGGAGGGACACAAACACCGAGAGAGGAGGAGACAGAGAGAAGAGAAGCUGAUGGCAUGCUGUAUGUGGGGAGAGCAGAGUGCCGUAGCACUGCAGAGUGAUGCAGAGAGAUGGAGGAGAGAGAACGAGGGAGGGAUGGAGGGCCAGCAUUAUUCUCUACAGACAUGAGGAAGUUUCCUCCCCUCCUCACCUCACUGACCCAUGAAAGAAGCCAUGCCGGUUCUCACAGCAGGAGCGGGGCUACAUGAAACGUUGGCCCUGCUGACCUCUCAGCUGCGGCCCGAUGCCAAUCACAAAGAGGACAUGGUCUUCCUCAAAGAUGUCUUCAGUGAGAGGAGCUUGGGAUACCUCAUGAAGAUUCAUGAGAAGCUGAGACAGUAUGAGAGACAGAGUCCAACACCCGUCCUCCACAAUGCCUCUUUGCUGGCAGAGGAUGUGGCAGAGGAGCUGCAGAGCGGACCAAUGAGCACUGAGGAGAAGGAGCUGCUGCACCUGCUGACGUCACCACAUCUUAAGGCCGUUCUCUCGGUGCAUGACACCGUGGCACAGAAGAACUUUGAUCCUGUGCUGCCGCCACUGCCGGAUGACUUUGAGGACGAGCUGGAGGAAGAGUCCGUGAAGAUUGUCAGGCUAGUGAAGAAUAAGGAGCCUCUGGGAGCCACCAUAAGGCGGGAUGAAGCCACUGGGGUGGUGAUGGUGGCCCGGAUCAUGAGGGGAGGUGCAGCCGACCGAAGUGGUUUGGUCCAUGUAGGAGAUGAACUCAGGGAGGUCAACGGAGUCUCUGUGAUCCACAAGAGGCCUGAUGAGAUCAGUCAGCUGUUGUCCCAGUCCCAGGGCUCCAUCACUCUAAAGAUAAUCCCUGCCAUUAAGGAGGAGGACCGACUGAAGGACAGCAAGGUGUACAUGAGAGCCUUGUUUGACUACAUCCCAUUGGAAGACAAAGCGACGCCUUGCCAAGAAGCGGGACUUCCCUUUAAGCGGGGAGACAUCCUGCAGGUUGUGACCCAAGAUGACCACACAUGGUGGCAGGCCAAGCGUGUAGGAGACAGCAACCUGCGGGCGGGACUCAUCCCAUCCAAACAGUUCCAGGAGAGGCGACUGGCCUACAGGAUGAAAAUGGGCACACUCCCGAAUCCAAAAUCCCCUAAAAAGCCUGUCUAUGACCAAGGAUGUGAUAAAGAGGACUGUGACUGUGAGGGCUAUUUCAAUGGACAGUACAUAGCUGGUUUACGGAGGAGUUUCCGGCUGAGUCGUAAGGACAGGCAAGGAUCCUCCGGAGAGGGCUCUGAUCCUGGAGACAGCGACUUCCUGACCUAUGAAGAGGUGACCCGCUACCAGCAGAGGCCCAAUGAGAGGCCCCGUCUGGUGGUUCUGAUCGGAUCUCUCGGAGCACGCAUCAAUGAACUCAAACAGCGGGUGAUUGCUGAGAACACCCAUCGUUUUGCAGUGGCAGUACCACAUACCACCAGGCCCAAGAAGUCUCAUGAGAAGGAGGGUGUUGAGUAUCACUUUGUCACCAAACAGCAAUUUGAUGCAGAUGCUUUAAACAACAAGUUUAUAGAGCACGGGGAAUACAAGGAGAACCAGUAUGGCACAAGUAUAGAGGCUAUCCGCUCUGUACAGGCAAAGAACAAGAUGUGUGUAGUGGACGUGCAGCCUGAGGCCCUGAAGAGGCUGCGGACAGCAGAGUUCAAGCCGUAUGUAAUAUUCGUCAAACCUCGUGUUCCUGAGAGCAGACGUCGCCGCAGCGCUGCCACUUCACCAGGAGGGGGAGAGCAUGGCCGCAUUACGGACGAAGACCUCCAAGAGAUGCGUCAGUCUGCCAUUCAGAUCGACCAGCAGUAUGGACACCUGGUGGACCGGGUCCUGAUCAAGGAGGACUCAGCCAGUGCCUGUGCAGAACUGCGAGGUAUCUUGGAAAGGCUGGAGCGAGAGUCCUUCUGGGUGCCUAUCAGCUGGGUGCGGACUUAAACUUACCCAUCCUGCAGCUUCCCGAAGAACUUCACAGCCAACCCACCCAAAUCCUUCCCCAGUCAUCUCCUAAUGAGCUGAUCCCCUUCCCCCCCAAAAAGGCCUGCUGGCCAGCCUGGGAGUCUGCUGGACUCCCUCUGACUGGCUGAUGCAGGGCUGGCCAGACUGAGGCACUAAAGGGAGAGGAUGAUGUCAGAGGAAUACCUUUGUUGUCUUGUUGGUGUUGCAGCAGAUCGACAGCUCUCUUGGCCCUUUCUGUCACUUCAAGUCAUAUUUAUUCAGGUUUGGUUUUAAUUUAUUUAUUGACUUCAAAGACAACAGACCGAUAAAUUUGAAGUUUAAGAAGUGUUUUAUUCCUUACAGGGUCACUCUUUCUAGCUGCGUGGCAGGUUUGGGAUCAUGCUCAGAGGAUUGCUCAGUCAGUCUUUAUUGUGACUCUUGUUGGAGUAACUUUAGUAGCAUGGUUUUUUAGGUUCACAGUUUUAUUCAACUCAUUGCCAAUCACAGAAUGCUUCCUGUUCAUUCUUACUGUUCAUGCAUCCUGUACAGUAUAAGAACCAGUCAUACAUUCAGCAGAACAGGAGGAAUUGAUAUAUAAAGUUAAGUGAAUGCCAUUUGAAACUAAUGUAUUCUUUUUCCUAAAUAUAAUUUCCACACAUGGACAGAAACAAAUAUUAUAUACAAAUGGAAUGUGGAAUGUGAGAUUAUUUUCUACAAAACUGUUUUUAGGAAACGCAUGAAAACUGAUUAUUUAAUCUCCGAUGUAAAUAUUGUAAAUGUUAACUCCUCGUGUGCCAAUGAAAGAUCUUGUAGCACUUCAAUGCAACCUGUUUACCGUCAUUUCCUGGGAACCCACAUCUGUUUGUGUGUAGAAGUGUGGAUGAAUGUCAGUGUAUGUUCACCUAAAACCUUUUACGUACAGGAAUGGGUUUUGUACAGUUUCCUAUUUUUGACCGCAGAAGUAGUAGUGGGUACUAGAUGUCUGUUUUGCUUUAUUUAUGUCGGACCGGAGAACAGCGUGAAGAUGGUAGACGUCAUAUUCACAGAUUACAAAUUACAAUUGAAACAAUUCGUUGAUAAAUCGGUCAAACAAAAAUUAAUCUGCAACAUCAGAAAAUAUUUUGACAAUGGAUUAUUUUAAUUAAAAUAAAACAAGCAAUUUCAAUUUGAAGACAUCACAUUGUGUUUAAAGAUUGUAACAGACAUUUCUAACUGUUUGACAUUUCAUAGAAAGAACAUUGGCAGAUAAAUUAAGUAAUAAAACAAUAUGUAUAUGUAUGUCAAUUGACAGAGAUCUUGGUCAUUAUAAUUCUUCUUUCUACUAGUUCCCUAAAAAAACAUCCCUAAAAACAAAUUGAAUAAAAUAGAUGGGGGACAAAAUACACUCCUCAUUCUGUGUAAAAAUGCAUUCAAAAGUUUAGUCAACUUUGUCAAUUAUGCCAUAUGUACACAUAUAGAUUGAAAUGCUGUUCCUUCAAGUAUGGAAAAACAAACAAGGGGUUUAUACUAAAAAUAUUUUAUUAGAUGGGUUUGUACCAAUUAGUCUUUUUGUUACCAUCCCACUGCUGUAGCUCAGCAAGGUGUGGUCAAACAAAAAGAUGGAAGUUUGUACCAAAAAAACACAUAAGACAUAAGAGAAUAAUUCUUCUAACUCCGACUGUUGAAGCCUGAACUUAAGAAGUAAUUUCAAACAAUAGAAGUAAUUUUAAACAGAACAAGGAUUUUAUCCCCUAUUACUGAAAUCCCUUUUCACAGCCAGCAUGGAUAGGAGAAAUUACCGAGACCAAGGUACAUAUUGGCAUGAGUACCAUAUCAAGAUAGGUUCACCUAUCCUUUAAUGACACAAAACCAAUUAUCUAUAUUGCUUGACUAUCACUUCUACGCUGAUUUUUUUUCUUGUGUGUGGUUAAAAAAAUAAAACAUCUUCCAGAUCCCCUGUGUUCUUUUAAACAUGCACUGUUCUCUUGUCUCUUCAUGUUCUGUAUGAGCCCAGAAUGUUGAGUUUGUAAUGUGACCUGUACAAAGUGCCAUAAUAAAAG
Messenger RNA from Perca flavescens (yellow perch), 4597 nucleotides. RefSeq names its product MAGUK p55 scaffold protein 3a (gene mpp3a). The record is from RefSeq and is a predicted model, not a curated record. Gene Ontology annotation, molecular function: protein binding. Bases 789 to 2558 code for a protein of 589 amino acids. NCBI's taxonomy places the organism in Eukaryota, Metazoa, Chordata, Actinopteri, Perciformes, Percidae. The transcript is spliced from 20 exons.